This is a messenger RNA of Salpingoeca rosetta, 3783 nucleotides long. RefSeq lists its product as uncharacterized. Gene Ontology annotation, molecular function: ATP-dependent chromatin remodeler activity; ATP binding. Lineage: Eukaryota; Choanoflagellata; Craspedida; Salpingoecidae. The coding region runs from base 83 to 3433 and encodes 1116 amino acids. The record is from RefSeq and is a predicted model, not a curated record. The transcript is spliced from 16 exons.
AGCGACAGCAGCGCCGCAAAGCGGACUUGUGUCGUUUGUUUGUGUUGUUGCGGUCGUGGUGCUCGGUGGAGUGCGUGCUUGGAUGUGGGGGGUCGACACAGGCACUGGCGGCGCGAGGAUGACGACAAGGAGGACGAGGAGGGAGAGGAUGGUGAUGGUGAGGGAAGCGGAAGCGCAGCAGGAGCGCCAAGAAACCCCAAGCAAGGAGAAGGAGGAGAAGGACGAAGGCGGUGGUGAUGGUGAUGGUGGUAGUGAUGGUGUGGCGGAGCGGGAGCGGGAGAACCCGGAGAAGAAGGCGCAUCGCAUGCAGCCCAAUCGCAUGCAGGUUCAAGAGGGUGAGCGGGUGCUGAAUCGACUAGGACGUGGGAAGACAUGGGCGAGGCGGAUAGGGUACAUUGACGUUCAGCUUGAACGGCCCAGCAGGAGCGCCUCCUGUCACCACAGCUGUGAUGAUGACGGCAUCAUUUCCGGGUUUGAGGGGCUGGCGCAUGCCAUCCAGCAGCAGCAGCAGCAGCAGCAGCAGCAGCAGCAGCAGCAGCAGCAGCAGCAGCAGCAGCAGCAGUUGAUCACGUGCACGCACAACUCAUCGACACAGCGAGCGCAUGCCUUGAUAGAAAGCCUGCGACUGCUGGCAGAUCCCAUGACCAACAUAUUUCAACAGCCUCUCGUUCGCUGCGUGCUCGGCACGUGUACGGAGCCGUCAAAGACAAUCGAGUACAUCCACGUGCAGCCUUCAGACACUGCCGACAAUUUGGACAUACGCAUCCACGUCUACUUUUGCCCCGCCAUCUUCCACAUUUAUGUGGACUCAGACCUACAAUAUGUUAUGGAGCACUUGACGUUGACUGGCAGCAAAAUCCCCACAGCUUCAGCGGAAGAAGUCACAAUCAGUCCUGCGCAAGCGACAUCAUCAUCAUCAUCAAUAGCAGCAGCAGCGAACACCCAACAGACAGGAACAAAGAAGGCGCGGCAAAAGGAGCUCACUGACUGGGCAGAGCUUAUGAUCAGGGUUCUCCCGACCGUUGCAGACGAUGACAGCUCAGGUUCGCCACAUGACGCGGCCACCACAUCUGCCGCACCAACACCAACAGGCAACAGCAGCUCUUCACACAGCGAAGCAAAUCCGACAACAGCGCAGGCAUCGACACAGCCUGGCCAAUCACGGAUGCUGGCGUGGAUGCAAGCCCGUGAGGACCGAGAGCAGCAGCCCACCCUCAACGCGUUCUUGUGGGAGAAGCACACCACUGCACCUUCGGACCCAGCGCACCCGGCCUCGUGUCUACAAUUCUCUUACUGUCCUCUGCUGGGCGGCGCGACGCGAGACAAGCUUGACUGCGCACGUGGCGGUGUUGUCAUGCACGACAUGGGGGUGACCACUGUUCUCGAUGCUGUUACCCUCAUUCACAACGCUGCCACCCUGGAUGCAUCCAGCCAAGCAGCCCGUCCCAGCUCAACGCUCAUCGUUGUGUCGGAGUCCUUCUUUCCGCGCUGGCGCAACGAGCUCGCUGCCGUCACCGCGCCACGCCGCCUGAACACGUACCACCUCCACCACAGCCCCCAGUCGCCGCUUGCAAUGGAUGCACUCCAGCACCUGACACCAAGCGACCUCUCAACCUACGACGUCGUGCUAGCUUCGUUCCGUGCCCUGGCCAUGCACCGCACUGGACUGCUGCCGCGGUGGCACCGCGUGAUCGUGGACACCACCGCCACCACUGCCGCAGUGCAUCAGCUCCUCAACGAUGUUGCCGACAUUGAGGCAGACGUGCGAUGGGUGUUUGUGGAGACGCACCAGCCCAUGCCGCUUCACACCUCUCUUGCCGUGCUGCGCUUCUUGCACGUGGAGCCAUGGUACUCGUGCAUGGAAUCCCCAGCCAUGUUCUGGAAGUCAACGGUGGCCAAGCUGUGGCACGAGCACAGCGAGGAUGUCAUUUACCUAGUUCGUGGGCUAUUUCAAAGUCUUGGGGUGCGUCGCUGCAGCCACGUUGAAGGCGGUGGUGAUGGACAUGAAGGCAAGCGCGCCGAGCACGCCAUGCAAACUGUUAUUAUUCCCGUGUCGUUCAGCGACGCGAGCGAACGUUACGUCUACAAGACCCUCGAGUUUGAAGCACAGAAGCUGCUCCCUGGCAAGGUGCUGCCCCUCAUGCGGACGUUUACGUCUGCGCUGCGCCAUGCGGCCAACGCCGUUGCCAGCGUCAACCUGCACCAUCUGCUGUUGUCGACGCGCCAGUCGGCAUCGCACGUGCGCCAUCGCGACCUCUGCCUCUACCUCGCGCAGCAUGUUGGCGGGACGUUCACGGAAUGGCGCGCACGGCUUGACCGCUGCGUGUACGACGUUGAGACUGCUCUGAGGCGCCAGGGACACUCAGCAGUAGAAACCAAAGCCAUUCUUGCAAAGGUCCCGUCGUUGCUGCUCGGAGAAACGGCAUCCGAGUGCUUGGCACGCGCCUCCGUCUUUCUUCCCCAGCGAUUGUUUGACCGCGCGCUGAAAGUCUUCGUUCACCUUAGCUCAUCGGACUGCCUCAACAAGGCGCGGGAAGAGCAGCAGCACGCACUGCAGGUCGUAGCACCACCACCACCACCACCAACAACAACAACAACAUCAGCAACAUCAGCAACAUCAGCAGCGGCAGAAGCAGCAACAACGGCAGCGAGCGCUCACGCCACCAACAACGGGAAUCGCAACGCGUGUUCGCUAUGUGCGGAGGAACUCACGUGUCCCGUGUGCUUGGAGGUGUGCCAGCAGCCCGUUCUCAUGCCGUGCCUCCACUUUCUGUGCCACAACUGCAUCGCCUUUCUCUUCUCCACCAAAACGCACGCGGACACCGCUGUCAAAUGCCCCGUCUGCAAGAACAUCUUCAAGGCAAACGACUGCACCCAAAUCCUAGCUGAAGCCUCAGACGAGGUCAACAUCAGAUGUCAUCAGCGCCCGAAACAAUCACGACUCAUCGCACCUGAAGCAACGCUGCACUCCGUCCUCACCGUGCUUCAGGAUGAGCUUGUCAACAACCAGUUUCCCGAUGAGCUGGGUGGCUUGACGGUGCUGUGGGACGGACGCCCUGCCAAUCUUCGCGUGUUUACACAGGACCCGCGCUUCUUCUGUCUGCUCCUCUCCACGGCGCACUUGCCACGACUCCCUGCGUUCGUCCCCGUGUGUGCUGUGAUUGAAGUGGAUUGGAUAUCCGACCAUCGCCACCGCAGUCGUGUCUCGGACCGCUUUGGCGCCAAACGCACACCACCCGUCACCCUCUACAGGUUGUACACGAAGGACACGAUUGAAGAACGUGAAGCCAAGGAGCAGCCGCCAUCACAGCAUCUCCGACGCGUGGACAAGGCAGAACGCAUGGCGCGUCUGUUGCACUGCCCGUCCGUCCUUGCACCACAGCCACCACUUGCACCACCGCCAACAACCGCUGUUUCGUCAGCCGGCGAGUGAUGCACGUCUUGCAACACAUGACGAGAUUGACACCCGAACAAUGGCGCCGCCACAUCGCUGAGGGCUUGGUGUUGGUUGAGAGGUUGCGGCUUUCUUUACAAGGGCGCCGUGGCAUGAUGUGGUACACACGCACACAUUUUUUAUUCUUUGACCUACAAACCAGAACACUCUCUUUGUUUCGAACACAAGAACAAGUAGACAGGUGCGUACGCACUCGCACGCACGCAAGCAAAACAGGUGCAUUGGUGAAUCAUGUGUAUGUUUCCCAUUUGUUGUGGGCGUUCCUCAGCUUUCCUCGUGUCUCCUCUUCUUGCUGCAAUUGAUCAAAACAUAAACGAAGCAUGAGUCAA